Molecule: messenger RNA, 1536 nt
Organism: Saccostrea cuccullata (small rock oyster)
Lineage: Eukaryota; Metazoa; Mollusca; Bivalvia; Ostreida; Ostreidae
Product: hydroxysteroid 11-beta-dehydrogenase 1-like protein
Exons: 9
Coding region: 529-1416 (295 amino acids)
Cellular component (GO): intracellular membrane-bounded organelle
Molecular function (GO): oxidoreductase activity
Source: RefSeq, a predicted model, not a curated record
ACAAAGGGUCAAAUGUAAACAAACACUAUUGUUUCUCCCGAGCCUGAACGAAACAGAACAAUUUGUAUUAACAGCCGAGUUUAAUUCAGAGUCACUCAAUCGUAGGCUGGAAGUGAAUGGUAGAGAUUUAAAUGAAGUUAAUCCAGCUCUCUGUUACAUUAGUGAUUUCUGUGGACUGUUUUGGGGAGUUUUACUGAGUGUACGUUUUCUCUGUGGAGGACUUUUCCUUCGAUUCUUGUUAAGAGACAGAACUUCAUGAUAUUUCAGGAUCUGUUCCAGUUUUGCUGAGGACUUUUGACCAGUGCUGUUGAUGUUAUGAAGGUAGCUGCAGAGAGGAUCACAAAGAUGAUCACAAUUUGGAGGCAACUUUUGUGAGAUUCUGUACUAGAGAUUAGAGAGCAGUUUCAAGGAAUGAAGAAUGUGAUACAAACUUUAAAACAGGGAAUUUAUUGUGGAGAGUUCUUACAAAGGGAGAUUACCCUGGUACAUAAAGACACUGCUAGGAUCUGUGAGUGACCCCGUGGUAUUAUGUGGAAGAAGAUCUUUGCCCUGUUCAUAGGAGUCUUGGUAGGGUACUGGCUGAUCGAUGACUUUAACCCAGAUGUACUAAAAGGAAAAAAAGUUGUUGUGACGGGGUCCUCCACAGGAAUAGGUGAACAGAUAGCGUAUCACUACGCGCGUAUGGGGGCCGACGUACUCGUAACAGCACGGAGAGAGAAUAUACUCAAACAGGUCGUGGCUCGCUGUAAAGAUCUCGGUCCGAAGGACGGCAAAUAUUUCUACAAAGCAGCAGAUAUGGUCAACAUGUCGGCAACAAAAGAAGUUAUACAGGAGGCGUACAACAGACUUGGAGGGAUAGACAUACUGGUCCUGAACCACAUACUGCCUAUCCCCCUGGGUAUGUGGGACGGGUCACCACAGAAUCUCUCCCUGACGGAUAAAAUCGUGGAUGUCAACUUCAAGGCUUACGUCCACCUCACCUCUCACGCACUACCUCAUCUUGUGGCUUCUAAUGGCAGCCUCAUAGUGGUCUCUUCACUGGCAGGGAAGAUAGGACAACCCUUCACUGCCGUCUACUCUGCUACUAAAUUUGCUCUGGACGGAUUUUUUGGUGCCCUGCGACAGGAAUUUAAACUCAAGGGAUGUGAGGUCUCCAUCACCCUGUGUGUCAUAGGACUCGUUGGUACAGAGAAUGCAAUUCGUGGUCUUCGAGAUUAUGGCCAACACUUCCUUCUGGCCAAGUUACCAGCGGAAACGCCGAGUGACACCGCCCUGGCGAUAAUAAAAGGUGGUGCCAGGAGACAGAGAGAAAUCUACCACCCUUACAUCAGUAUGAGGGUCAUGACCUUUCUACGUGACUGGAUACCAAACAUUGUAGAGUAUAUAAACAGAUCUAUGUUUACUGUGCCGCCGUAAGACAUGGGUAAACAUAGGAAAUAGAGAAUAGGAUAGAGUCUAACAACAGGGAGGGUGUAAAGUCAGGACCUGACGUCAAAAAGGAAUAAAAUGGCAGCAGAUUGUGAUUUCUGAAAAGCU